AUGCUGCAGGAGCAGGCUCGCCGACAGGAGGAGCAGGCUCGCCGACAGGAGGAGAGGGUGGAGGGUCGCCGACAGGAUGAUGACGACGAUGAUGAUGACGACGAUGAUGAUGACGACGAUGAUGAUGACGAUGAUAAUGAUGACGACGAUGAUUAUGACGAUGACGAUGACGAUGACAAUGACGAUGAUGAGUACGAUGGCGGUGAUGAUGAUGAUGACGACGAUGACGAUGACGAUGAUGAGUACGAUGACGGUGACGAUGAUGAUGAUGACGACGAUGAUUAUGACGAUGUCGAUGACGAUGACAUUGACGAUGAUGAGUACGAUGACGAUGAUGAUGACGACGAUGAUGAUGACGACGAUGAUGAUGACGAUGUCGAUGAUGAUGACGAUGACGAUGUCAAAGACGAUGACGAUGACGAUGACGAUGUCAAUGACGAUGACGAUGACGAUGCCGAUGAUGAGUACGACGACGGUGACGAUUAUGAUGAUGAUGACGAUUAUUAUGCCAAUUACGAUAACGACGAUGAUGACGAUACUGAUGACGAUGAUGACGAUGACGAUGAUGAUGAUUACUGUUCGCGCCCGAUAGUGGAUUGUCUUUUCUCGAGAGCGGUGGAGAGAGGUUGGCGGGGCGAGGGGACUUAG
Parnassius apollo (apollo) is the source of this 648-nucleotide messenger RNA. The record is from the annotation of a GenBank genome assembly. Lineage: Eukaryota; Metazoa; Arthropoda; Insecta; Lepidoptera; Papilionidae.